Messenger RNA from Ostreococcus tauri, 1473 nucleotides. Its product is annotated as Amidinotransferase. The record is from RefSeq and is a predicted model, not a curated record. The coding region runs from base 1 to 1473 and encodes 490 amino acids. NCBI's taxonomy places the organism in Eukaryota, Viridiplantae, Chlorophyta, Mamiellophyceae, Mamiellales, Bathycoccaceae. The transcript has a single exon.
AUGGCGCGGUGGACGAUCGUCCACGGUGCGACGUCUUCGCGCGUGGACGCCUCGAACGACGCGUCGACCGACGCCGAGCGCGUCGCCCUGUGCGCGCCGAGCGCCGGAAGCGAACACCGAGCGGCGCGAGCGCAGCUCUGGGUCGAGGAAGAAGAGCGGGAGGCGCUGCCGAACGCGUGUGGGGUCGUUCGAGAUGGGCACCCGGUGCGCGGGGGGGGCGCGCGGACGCGCGCGGCGUUUCGGGCGACGACGCGAGACGAGCGCGCGAGCGCGCGAGGUGCGUCGAUCGUCUUCGCUCGGGACGUAUUUCGUGAGAGGUCGUUGGUGGUGGACGUGUACGAGCGGAAGGAUGUCGCGCACACGUUCGCGCUGACGCACGCGGGACGGGACGUGUUCGAGUGGUUGGCGGAGCGCGGCGUGACGUGCGCCACGACGGAGCGACCAGAUUCGGACGACACGGCGACGUGGGAGAUCGUGGACGCGAGCAUACGUGGGGGUGCGAAUGACAUGCUUCGACGCGAUCCGACGACGCGAUCGACGUCCAAGGAUCAGAGCGCGAACGAGUGUUUGAUGGUUGUUCCGAGCGCUUUUUGCUCCAACGAACAGGCGGCGCGGGAUAAUCACUUCAUGGCGUCUACGAGCGAGGGCAUGAGCGCGCUUGAGAUUCGAGAGCGAGCGGUGGCGGAGCAUAAGAGUUUGUGCGAUGGCUUGCGUUCGCUCGGGAUGAAGAUCAAUUUGUUCUCGCACGACGAAAAUCACGGUGCGCCGGAUUCGGUCUUUCCGAAUAACUGGCACCAACUGCGUGAGGGCAAGCUAAAACUGUUCCCGAUGAAGGACGAGAACAGAAGACGAGAGAGGCGUGAAGAUAUCAUCGACUUUUUGAAGAUGAAGCACCCGGGCAUCGUCGUUGACGAUUCACUCCUGAGAUUUGAACGACAGGACCCGCCAAAAUUCCUUGAAGGCACGGGUUCGCUUGUCGUCGAUCACGAGAACCGGAUCGCGUACGUCGCGCUCAGCGAGCGUGCGCACACCGACGUCGUACAACAGCACUGCGCCGAUGAGAAUUUGACCCCGAUCAUGUUCACGGCCGUCGACGCCAAGGGCCGAACGAUCUACCAUACCAACGUCAUGAUGGCUGUGUGCACGGACGUCGCCAUCGUGUGCGCCGCCUCGAUCGCCGACGAGAGCGAGCGUCGACGUGUGCUCGACGCCCUCAAAUUGAAACCCGGGCGAGAGAUCAUUGACAUCACCCACGACCAGGUUGACGCCUUCUGCGGGAACGUCCUCGAGGUUCGAACCGCCUCGGGCGCGUCCGCGCUCGCGCUCUCCGCUCGCGCGCUCGCCGCGUUCAAUCCCGACCAACGCGCCGUCCUCGAUCGAAUCUUCGACCGUCUCGUCGUCGCCAAUUUCGACAUUAUCGAGCGCAUCGGUGGCGGCGGCGUUCGGUGCGCCAUCGCCGAGCACUUCGUCUAG